Messenger RNA from Anguilla anguilla (European eel), 2147 nucleotides. RefSeq names its product leptin receptor gene-related protein. NCBI's taxonomy places the organism in Eukaryota, Metazoa, Chordata, Actinopteri, Anguilliformes, Anguillidae. Gene Ontology annotation, biological process: negative regulation of growth hormone receptor signaling pathway; late endosome to vacuole transport via multivesicular body sorting pathway. Gene Ontology annotation, cellular component: endosome. The coding region runs from base 127 to 522 and encodes 131 amino acids. The transcript is spliced from 4 exons. The record is from RefSeq and is a predicted model, not a curated record.
UCGGUUCCUUUAAGAACGUCACUGAUCAAGCAACAGGGAAGUAGGAAGCAACUGAGUCAAAAAAAAAAAAAAAAAAGUCUCAAAACAAAAGGGAGAAAAACUGCAAGCAACUGAAAUCUCAAGAAGAUGGCGGGGAUUAAAGCUCUGGUUGGUCUGUCCUUCAGCGGAGCCAUUGGCCUGACCUUCCUUUUACUUGGCUGUGCACUGGAACAGUAUGGGAUUUACUGGCCGCUUUUUGUCCUGAUGUUCUACAUCGUGUCCCCCAUCCCCCACUUCAUUGCCAAACGGUUGAGCGAUGACACGGACGCGGCCAGCAACGCCUGUCGGGAGCUGGCGUACUUCUUCACCACGGGCAUCGUGGUGUCCACGUUCGGGCUGCCGAUCGUCCUUGCCCGCGCUUCUGUGAUCAAGUGGGGGGCCUGUGGCCUGGUGAUGGCGGGAAACACCGUCAUCUACCUCACCAUCCUCGGCUUCUUCCUGGUGUUCGGCGGCGGAGACGACUUCAGCUGGGAACAGUGGUAGCGGGGUGGGGGGUGGGGGGGUGGGGACCCCCCCGGAGGGCUGUGGGAGGAAGCGCGGCUCCACGGAAACACAAAGCCAUUCAACGCGAUUUCACUACUAACCAAAGCAUGGCCACGUCAAUAUUGAUCAGUGAGGAGCUAGGUAGGCGGGUGGAGGUGUGUCUGAAAAGGGAAAGAGAAAGGACAGGAACAGACUGUCCACGCUUAUUCUGUUCCCCACUUAUUUAACCCUGCCCCACUGCGCGACAUUACCGAACACGACGCGGAAUCACCAAAAGUAGUCACACUUUGUCUCUUAUUCUCCCACUCCCACCAUUUCCUGUUUCUGCCAUGCAGAUUGAAAAUUGCAGUUUUGACUAUAUGAGGGACAGUCAGACGUACUGACUUUUUAAUAUAUUAUCCAUGCCACUGCUUUAAAAAACUAUUCUUUAUUUUGUAGUCCAGUUUUUCUGCUGGAAGAUACAGAGGUUCCCUGUGAAGGUACAUAGAAUUUUAGCGGUGUGCUUUAUGGUUGAGUAUGGCAGUCGUUAUUAAGAAAUAAGUUGGAAGUAGUGCCCGUUAAAACUAUAGAAGUACCAAACAUUGGAAACAACAUGAAGGAAUUUAAGAGUUCAACACGAUGGAACAUGUAGUCUCCAACUCCCUAUGAAAAAGUAUGUGUCUAUAAGAAGUAAUAUAUCAAAUCUAAAAUACAAAGGUAGAUAUAUUUUGUAUGUAUGUAAAAGCAUAGUAAAAACACCAGUAACUUUAAGAAAAUAGAAUUCUACGUCAGUGUAAUAUACAGUUCAUUUGUGCAUGGUGUAUUAUUUUAUAUUACUGAAUCUAAUUUGGCUACAUAUUUUACAUAUAUGUGUAUUUAUGUAGAUUAUUUCACAUACAUACUUGCAAGAGACAAUAAUAGGUCCACGCAUAUAUAGUAUCUUUUACAGUAAGAUAUACAUUUCUUAUAUUUUAGACUUUAUUAUAGCAUAUUACUUUUUCAUAAAAUCUUACCAACCUACAUACUCAUAUUCAUUAGUUACUGGUUGUAUUUAUUUGACGGCUUGGGGAAUUUAAAUUUAUAAACAAGGUAUGGUGUUGUUUUCGGUCCUCUAAACUUAGGUUUUAUUUUAUAAGUUUACAUUUGGAUUAUCAACCCCGAUAUAGAUGGAAUGUUUGGUGGAAUGGCGUUUUACAUAAAAGGAAUGUAUAUUCUGUGUUUCUGUUUUUUUUGUUGUUUUUUUUUCUUUUUUGUCUUUGUAAAGUACAGUGACACAUUGGUGAUAAUGAAGUGCUUUUUGUAUUUAGCCAUUAAUCUCUGAUCCUGUUGUGCGUAUUCAGACACUGAGGGAAAGCUUUCUUUGGAAAACAACUGAUGUUAAUUUGUUUUUACAGUCGGUACUUUUGAAUAUAGUACUGAACUUUUGAUAUACCAUUUCUCUGUGCACCUUUCCUCAUCCAUCUGUAUGAUCCUGCUAGGGAAAGCUUUGCACCUGACAUGCCAUACUGACCAAAGUUUUACUUUGUCUUUGUAGUUGACGCAAGUCAACAUUUUAUAGAAAGACACAAUUUAUUGGUGAAUUUAACACUAAACAUUGAUCUGUUGCACUCUGUAUCCUUCAUUGAUUAAAGCACUGUUACAAAAUG